CCUACAGUGAGUUUUGUGUAUUUAUUAAACUUACAUUCGAGACCUCGCACUUGGUACUUGGUUUCCUCCCGAAACAUCCUCUAGGGAUCCUAACUAGGAGGUCAUAAAAAGGAAGGAGUUUCACCAAGUCAAAGCUAACCUAGAAUGAGCUAUCCACCCCCACCCCCGGGGGGUUACCCACCCCCUGGACCAGGAGGAGGCUACCCUCAACAGCCAGCAUACCCAGGUGCCCAACCUAACCCGGCUUACCCUCCUGGAGGUCAGACAUAUCCCCCGCCCACCCAGGGCUACCCAGGGGGAGGACCUGCUGCUGCUGCUCCAUAUGGUAGUGCACCCCCUCCGGGUUAUGGCAUUGGAGCCCCUCCCUAUGCAGCACAGGGAGCUAUGCAUGGAGCACCUGGGGCACCAGUGUACCAUGCACCUGCAGGCCAUGUUGUUGGAGCAGGAGGAGCAUAUGGACAUGGACAUAAGAAGCACAAGAAAGAGAAGAAAAAGAAACACAAACAUGGCAAGUCCAGCUCCUCUUCUUCAUCUUCAAGUUCAUCAAGCAGCUCAUCAAGUGACUGUGAUCACAAGGGUGGUCACUAUGGCGGCCAUAAGGUCAAAGUCAAGAAACACAAACAUAAGAAGGAUAAGCACUACAAAUACUAAGGACCUGUUUGUUUCUUGUGGAUCCUUGUCACAAUCAGUGAUCCAUCACUGGUUCACUGAUACCAGAACCUGUGCAAUGGAUGGAGUGAACCAGUGUUGAGAUCUCCGAUCAAGAUUCAGAUCUGUGCGAAACUAAAAGGUCCUAAAACUUGCAGAGCUGGAUCCGUCCUCUCUGUUAAUCUACUAGCUCUCCUGUGUUGGAAUGUUAUAGCUGGCUUUCCUUUUCAGGAACUACAUCCUCACUUGCGAUUGGUUGAACAGUCUCUGUAAGAUUCCUUUUCAAAAAUGAUAAGAAUCUUACCUGUGCUGAUGCCCAUCAUUAUCCAGUCAGAUUCUCUGGGUGCAAUUUUCCCAAAAGCACUAAAUAUGCAUGAUUAUAGACUUGUGGGGUCAGUUUUCACAAAGAUUGCAAAUGACACUGGGGAUUUUAUUUGCAAAUAGGAGUAUGUAUCCCAUUUUGAAAAGCAAUCUAAACGUUCUAAAGUCCAUGAGCAAUGAUAAUGUCAAGUAAUCAAACUUUCAAGAAUAAAGAUUUGGACUGGGUUUACCAGGGACAUCAGACAUGAUCAUCCAUUCAAGUGUUGGAUGUAUAGCCACUAUGCUUUGUUGAGCAGAGCCCUCUAGUGACCACAUAAGGGUAAUAAAUAUUAACUAAUCACGGUCCCUCAGUUAUAAGUGCGGGGCAGAAGAGGGCGAUAAAGGAACUGUAGUUAGAUAUAUCCUUUGUAACCUUAUUUUCAGUUAUUUGUUUAAUAAGUAUUUGCAAACAAUUAGUAAAUAAGAUUAAUGUAUUUCAAAUCGAAAGGUACUACAAGCUUUGGUCAGAGAGCCGUAAAGAUCAACCGGUUGGUAACUGUUUUGUGUAGCAUAGCCUUAUUUUCAGUUAUUAAAUAAGUACAGUGUACUUGCAAAUAAUAAGUAUAUAAGAUUAAUAUAUUUCAAAUCGAAAGGUACUGCCAGCUAUGGUCAGUCAGAACCCUGUAAAGAUCAACCAGGUGAUAACUACGGAAUAUGCUUUGUGUAGCGUUCAUCAAAAAUAAAUUGUAAGUUACCAGGAUUAAUGUGUGAUCUGUACCAUCAAGCCACGUGGGGAGACGCUGGUCAGUCGUAGGAGGCGUCAAUAAAGUUGUAGGCAGACUCCCAUCUUGUCAGACUGUCAACAAAAUGAUUGUACAAGUGACGACCAACUGGUUUUUAAGCAAACAACCAAUUAUUUGUGGUUGAUAGUCGCCAGCCUGUCAACUUUCUUGUCAGACUGUCGACCGAUCAGUAUGAAGGCUGCUCAAAUAAGUUCACUGAGUCCGUUUAGUAACAUGGAAGGUGGUUGACUGUUACAAGUCCAAACAAAUUUUACUUUCUAACCAAGUUUAAUAAAAGUGAGUUCCAUUAGAUUUGAUGUUAUCUCCUCAAAUUUGAAGCUGCAGUGGUUCAGAAUUGUGUACGUGCAGCUUUCAUAAACUAUCCAAAAGGUUAAAUGCAUAAUAAACCUAACUCAGCACUGUAACGUGAACCGAAACAUUCGAGCGUAUAAAUUUAACUGAUGCGAAGACGUGUACUACAGUGCUGUUUCAUUGGGUUAUUGUUUUGUUCCUGAUAUUUUGAGUAGUCGAUUUACGAUUGGAAGAACCUUUAGCAGCUUUCCUGGAAUGUGAGUUUCAAACGUUAUUACAAACAAUGAUAAUUUUCCGUUUAUGAAUCAAACUGCACAGCUCUCUCUCUCUCCUUUUGUGCAUCCUUAAUUUCUCUGAAUAUUUAUCUGGCAGUUAAUCUAAAAUUCUCGCGAUUCUUUUGCAAUAAAAGCCUGACCCUGGCCAAAUGUAUGGAUUUAUUCAUGCGAUGCUCAUGAUCGACGCUACUGCACAGGGUCUGUCGCUUUAGCACGUUUGUAUUCAUAUAUCUUAUUUCAUGAUAUUAAAAUUCUUGUAAUUCCCCAUAAGCCGAAUAAGCGUCACCUCUUAUACAAUUUGUGCAUGUAGGCCUAUAUAUUUAUCUAUCCCAGAAGCCAAACAUCAAUGUAUGUCAAAAGAAAGAAUUGGCGUAUAAGCCAUAUCAUAUUGUCAUUGUUCUUAAACACAAAUACUAAAGCAUCAUUGACGUUUAUUUAAUAGAUAUUUCGAGGAUUAUUUAGUUUUGAGGAUUUUCUUACUUAUUUAAUUUUUUAGACGAGAUAAAGGUAUAAUCUGAUUAUUUAUAAAUAUUUAAAGAUGUGA
This is a messenger RNA of Acanthaster planci (crown-of-thorns starfish), 2861 nucleotides long. RefSeq lists its product as uncharacterized. Lineage: Eukaryota; Metazoa; Echinodermata; Asteroidea; Valvatida; Acanthasteridae. The record is from RefSeq and is a predicted model, not a curated record.